ACAUCACAGGGGUUGUGUAUUUGCAGAAAUCUUUCUCUACUCCUUAACUUUCAGGACUGCUUAUGCUAUUUGUAUCUGCCUCAGCUUUUCUAGAUCAUAUGACAAACUAUGAGGCCGUUAUCUAGAUAUAUGACAGAGUAUUAGACUUUGAGCUGAUGCAGCCUACACAGGAAGAAGUGGUCAUUAUCUCACAGAUUUGAGCGUGAAGGGAAGUUAAUGUUUGAGAGUGUCCAGCAUUCCAUCAUUCGCAGCUGUUCUGAGUGCAUUUCACAGAAGUAAAGACGCCUCUGUUCACUAUGUUGGAUCAAAUUGUUUUUCUGGCUGCUGUGACUAUAUUAGGGGUUUUUGAGCAAGCUUAUUUUUCACUUCAAGUGAUUGCUGCAAGAAGGAAGUACCAUGUUCAGCCUCCCAGUAUCUCUGGACCACCAGAGUUUGAGAGAAUCUUUCGUGCACAGGCAAACUGUUCAGAAUACUUUCCAUUGUUCCUUGCCUCCUUAUGGGUAGCUGGACUUUUUUUCAACCAAGUGUUGGCAGCAUGUUGUGGGCUACUCUAUCUUUAUGCACGUUACCUGUACUUCGCUGGAUUUGCAGAAUCUUCGAAGGGAAGGUUGGGACCAAUGUACCUGAAUGCUGGAAUUCUCUGGGCAAUGGCUGGCUUAUCCUCAGUUGGAAUCCUUAACUUCCUCCUCCUUCAUUACCUAAAAGUGAACAUUCUUCGAGGGAUUGGACAGCUCUUUGGAUUGUAAAUGUAAAAGAAUUUGUUACAGACCCGAUAACUCUUUUAUCACCACAUAAGAAGUUACAAAGCAAAAUGAUUAAAAUUAUGCUAAACCACUGAAAUGCUACUGUUCUGUUAUAAGCAAGCCAUCAAUAGUUACUAAUUUGCAAAGAUUAGGAAUGUAAAAAGGUAAAAAACAAUAUUUUGUAUUGUGAUGCAAGUUUUUAUGUGUAUUUCUAAUGCUAGCAAUGUAUCAUUUAUUGAGUUAUGGUAUUUUUAUUGGAGACAACUAUAAAACAAACAAGCAGUAUUAAUUUUUUACAUUGUAAAUUUUCUUAUUGAUUUGAAAACUUCUGCAUGUACAUCAUAGAUCAAUAUAAAAUCAUGAUUAAAUGCAUUUGCAAAAUGGGUAUAAAACUUAAA
Messenger RNA from Protopterus annectens (West African lungfish), 1141 nucleotides. RefSeq names its product leukotriene C4 synthase-like. Gene Ontology annotation, cellular component: nuclear envelope; endoplasmic reticulum; membrane. Bases 297 to 746 code for a protein of 149 amino acids. NCBI's taxonomy places the organism in Eukaryota, Metazoa, Chordata, Ceratodontiformes, Protopteridae. Gene Ontology annotation, molecular function: glutathione peroxidase activity; glutathione transferase activity; leukotriene-C4 synthase activity. The record is from RefSeq and is a predicted model, not a curated record. Gene Ontology annotation, biological process: leukotriene biosynthetic process. The transcript has 5 exons.